UAAAAAUAAGGUUUAAAUUAUAAAAAUAGUGUUUAGUUUAAAAAACUAUAUAAAAUAACAUUUCCAAACUUUAAAUAUAUAUAUUUUAUAGAUUUUUUUUAUAUUUAAACUUUAUAUUCCCCAAGAAACUACUUAUAAUUUGAAUAUUUUUAGAAAAAAAGGUCACUUGUUUUCAUUAUUUGACUUUAAAUUAAAGUUUAAAUUAUAAAAAGAGGCUUUAGUUUAAAAAACAUAUAAAUUAACAUUUCAAAACUUUAACUAGAUAUAUAUUUUAAAGCAAUUUUAAAUAUUUAAACUCUAUUUUCCCCAUGAAACUACAUAUAAUUUAAAUAUUUUUGGAAGAUUUUGCAACAUUUUGAAUCUUUAUUUUUAAUAAAUUUUUUUUAAUAAUUAAAAAAUGUACAUACACUGCUCUCAGUUACUUAAACUAUUUUGCAAUUAAAUUGCCAUGAAAUAUAAGUUUAAUUUAUAAUUUAAGCAUUAAAUUGUUAAUUACAAGCGAAGCAUUAAAAAUUAAACAAAAUAUGAAGCAAAAAAAAAAGAGGAAAAAUAAAAUGCUGAGAGAACAUGGUUGGGGAGUCGUCCUGUGCGUAGUAGUCCUGGUGGCCACCGUACUGCAGCUGUGUCGGGGCAACUACUAUCGGGACAGGCGGAAGCACUGCCUGGACAUGCACGCGGACGGCCAGACGAACUGCUCCAAGUGCGCCGAGCUCUACAUCUUCAUCAAGAACCCCGCCAUCCGCCGAUGCGAGCACGUCAACGGACGCUGCUUCCCCUACCGGACGGUCUUUCCCAGCGCCAAGUCCUGCGAGCAGACCUGCCAGCCGUACAUAGUGCGGGCCACCGUCCACCUGGUCACCACCCCCAGGCCAAUCGAGGCACUGCGCUUGGACUACAACGACGAGUCCUCCGGCGAAGGGGAAGUUAAACAAUAAAGUGACAGAGCUGUGUGGCUUUUUAUUCGAUUGGAA
Drosophila ananassae is the source of this 971-nucleotide messenger RNA. RefSeq lists its product as uncharacterized. Bases 525 to 935 code for a protein of 136 amino acids. NCBI's taxonomy places the organism in Eukaryota, Metazoa, Arthropoda, Insecta, Diptera, Drosophilidae. The transcript has a single exon. The record is from RefSeq and is a predicted model, not a curated record.